This is a messenger RNA of Acomys russatus (golden spiny mouse), 2142 nucleotides long. RefSeq lists its product as uncharacterized. The record is from RefSeq and is a predicted model, not a curated record. Lineage: Eukaryota; Metazoa; Chordata; Mammalia; Rodentia; Muridae. Bases 1 to 2142 code for a protein of 713 amino acids. The transcript has 3 exons.
AUGGCCGCCUGUCUCCAUAGCUUCCCAUUAACUGCAUAUCAGGUUUCUUCAAUAUCCCGGCCGCCCCAAACCGCCUCAGUCACUCACUCGAAACCCCCAUCCGCGCAAAAACACCAGGCCGCCCCAAACCGCCACAGUCACUCGAAACUCCGGCCGCGCAAAACCCCCAGGCCGCCCCAAACCGCCACAGUCACUCGAAACUCCGGCCGCGCAAAACCCCCAGGCCGUCCCAAACCGCCUCAGUCACUCACUCGAAACUCCCAGCCGCGCAAAACCCCCAGGCCGUCCCAAACCGCCUCAGUCACUCGAAACUCCCGGCCGCGCAAAACCCCCAGGCCGCCCCAAACCGCCACAGUCACUCGAAACUCCGGCCGCGCAAAACCCCCAGGCCGUCCCAAACCGCCUCAGUCACUCACUCGAAACUCCCAGCCGCGCAAAACCCCCAGGCCGUCCCAAACCGCCAGGCGUCCCAAACCGCCUCAGUCACUCACUCGAAACUUCCAGCCGCGCAAAACCGCCAGGCCGUCCAAAACCGCCACAGUCACUCACUUGAAACCCCCAGCCACGCAAAACCGCCAGGCCGCCCCAAACCGCCUCACUCACUCACUCGAAACCCCCAGCCGCGCAAAACCCCCAGGCCGCCCCAAACCGCCUCAGUCACUCACUCGAAACCCCCAGCCGCGCAAAACCCCCAGGCCGCCCCAAACCGCCUCAGUCACUCACUCGAAACUCCCGGCCGCGCAAAACCCCCAGGCCGUCCCAAACCGCUUCAGUCACUCCCUUGAAACUCCCGGCCGCGCAAAACCGCCAGGCCGUCCCAAACCGCCCUCAGUCACUCACUCGAAACUUCCGGCCGCGCAAAACCGCCCAGGCGUCCCAAACCACCUCACUCACUCGAAACUUCCGGCCGUGCAAAACCCCCAGGCCGUCCCAAACCGCCUCACUCACUCGAAACUUCCGGCCGCGCAAAACUGCCAGGCCGUCCCAAUCCACCUCACUCCCUGUAAACUCCCGGCCGUGCAAAACCGCCAGGCCGUCCCAAACCGCCUCAGUCACUCACUCGAAACCCCCAGCCGCGCAAAACCGCCAGGCCGUCCCAAACCGCCUCACUCACUUGAAACCCCCAGCCGCGCAAAACCGCCAGGCCGCCCCAAACCGCCUCACUCACUCACUCGAAACCCCCAGCCGCGCAAAACCCCCCAGGCCGCCCAAACGCUCCUCAGUCACUCACUCGAAAACCCCCAGCCGCGCAAAAACCCCCAGGCCGCCCCAAACCGCCUCAGUCACUCACUCGAAACCCCCAGCCGCGCAAAACCGCCAGGCCGUCCCAAACCGCCUCAGUCACUCGAAACUCCCGGCCGCCCGCGCAAAACCCCCAGGCCGUCCCAAACCGCCAGGCGUCCCAAACCGCCUCAGUCACUCACUCGAAACUUCCGGCCGCGCAAAACCGCCAGGCGUCCCAAACCGCCUCAGUCACUCACUCGAAACUUCCGGCCGCGCAAAACCCCCAGGCCGUCCCAAACCGCCUCACUCACUCGAAACUUCCGGCCGCGCAAAACCCCCAGGCCGCCCCAAACCGCCUCAGUCACUCACUCAAAACCCCCGGCCGCGCAAAACCGCCAGGCCGCCCCAAACCGCCUCACUCACUCGAAACUCCCGGCCGCGCAAAACCCCCAGGCCGUCCCAAACCGCCUCACUCUCUUGAAACUCCCGGCCGCGCAAAACCCCCAGGCCGUCCCAAACCGCCUCACUCACUCGAAACUCCCGGCCGCGCAAAACCGCCAGGCCGCCCCAAACCGCCUCACUCACUUGAAACCCCCAGCCGCGCAAAACCGCCAGGCCGCCCCAAACCGCCUCACUCACUUGAAACCCCCAGCCGCGCAAAACCGCCAGGCCGCCCCAAACCGCCUCACUCACUCGAAACCCCCGGCCGCGCAAAACCGCCAGGCCGUCCCAAACCGCCUCACUCACUCGAAACUUCCGGCCCGCGCAAAACCCCCAGGCCGCCCCAAACCGCCUCAGUCACUCACUCAAAACCCCCGGCCGCGCAAAACCGCCAGGCCACCCCAAACCGCCUCACUCACUCGAAACUCCCGGCCGCGCAAAACCGCCAGGCCGUCCCAAACCGCCUCACUCUCUUGA